AUGGAGCGAGCAGGGCGAUACGAAACUGCACUUCUUCGCGGAGAAAGUGCUGUACAAUUGCCUCCGAUCCGAACAAGACCCUUCGCUCGACGAUCCCAUUUUCAUGCUCUACGACGGAUCCAAAAAUACCGACGUUUUCCCUUCUUUUUUGCUCAGCCUCACACACAGCGAAUCGCGGAUAUCGUCUUCAUCCACGGAUUGCAGGGGAGUUUCUUCUCCACCUGGAUGGUCCAGCAAGAGACCUCCGAUUUCCACCACAUCACGUGCUGGCCCGCAACGUAUCUCCCCGCCUACCUCGCCAACCACGACGUGUCGCCGCCCGUUCGCAUCCUCUCCGUCAGCUACCACGCGCGGAUGCGGAAAUCUUCGUCGCCGCAUCCCACGCUUUCCAUCCAGGAGCAGGCCGCCGACCUCCGGAAGCGGCUGGAUUCCGCGGGGAUCGGCGAGCGGCCGGUGAUCUUCGUGACGCACAGUCUUGGCGGGCUGAUCGUGAAGGAAAUGCUGGUGGACGAGAGCAAAGAUGUGUACGCGCCGCUCCUCCACCAAACCAAAGCGAUUGUGUUCUAUUCGACGCCUCACCGCGGUUCUCCGGUGAUCAAGAAGAACAUCUCGCUGCUGCACGCGCUGUUCGGGUUUACGCCGGUGAUCAGCGAGCUCCAGAACGACUCUCCGCUGCUCCUCGAUCUCAACGACGCCUUCCUCGAUCUCUCUCCGCUCCCCGACAUUCUCUCCCUCGGCGAGGAAGCGCCCAUGCACGUGGGAAAGUACGAAGCGCUCGUGGUGCCGCCGACGUCUGCGAAUCCGGGCGUCGGGGAGUUUAUUCAGGUGAAAGGGAAGGACCACCGCACGGUGUGCAAGCCGAACGACGUGGAGGAUCCUUCCUUUGUGAUUCCUGCGGAGUUCAUUCUGAAGGAGCUGGAGAAGAUUCGGAGUCUGGACGAUUGCACGGCGGAGAAGAUCGUCGCCAAGGCGCGAUGGGUCGAUCGGCUGCGAGGGCUUUCGCAGAAGCAGAAUUGGCGUGUUUGUUAA
Messenger RNA from Blastocystis hominis, 1029 nucleotides. RefSeq lists its product as hypothetical. The coding region runs from base 1 to 1029 and encodes 342 amino acids. The transcript has 3 exons. NCBI's taxonomy places the organism in Eukaryota, Bigyra, Opalinata, Blastocystidae. The record is from RefSeq and is a predicted model, not a curated record.